GGAUGCGUGACUCGAGUGUUACUGAGAAUACAAUUACGAUCGCCUUUGCGACCGAACCCAGACAUAACAUGGCGCAGUUGGUAUUACCUUCGUGUUUUCACACCUUCUAGAAUUCUUUUUUAGUGCAACUUUUGUGUUAUCGCGUGUGGGGAAAACUAUCUUUGUGUCGCUGGUGUGUACGGGCCCCACGAGUCGUCGGCGGCCAUUACGGCGUCCCACGCUUUGCCCCACCAUCUCUCUCGACUAAACGUUCUCUGGUGAGCACUACGUACGCAUCUCCACUUGUUGGUUAUAUCCUUGGCAGCUCGGGACUUUUCUUUGUAUCUGUGGCGACUGGGGCAGUGUGCUGAAGCAACCAUCUUGUUAUCGUGGGCAGUCAUUUUUUUUCCCCCACACGGCUGUGUCGCCUCUUUUUUAACACCUGACGUGUGUUUAUGUCGACGUGCCCUUGGAACUUGCGUUCAUCUGGCCUGAACCCACAGCACACCCCUCUCCCGGUGCAUCGGAGACGGAGACGCGCCAAGCAGCAUCCAGUUUCAUCAAUCGCGCGUCCUUCCGAGGAGGGCGAAAAUAUGGCGUCGGCGAGCGACGCUAUGGAUGCGGCAGUGGCAGCGGCCAAUCGCAUCGACGCGGUUGAACAACUCCAAACGCAAAUGUCGGUGCAAUUGACAGGCAUUGCGCAACAACUUCAGCUGUUGCUCGGCGGCGGUGGUGGCGCUGGCGGAGGCGUCGCAGGCGGAGGCGUCGCAGGAGGUGGUGGCGCCGGCGGAGGUGGCGCAGGAGGCAGUGGCGCUGGCGGAGGUGGCGCAGGAGGCGGUGGUGCUGGUGGUGGCGCUGGUGGUGGUGGCGCUCCCCAACGCCGUCGUAUCGACAUCCUGUUUGGAGAAACUGCAUGGAGACGCAUCCCUGGCCCAGCUCCGCUCCUGGCGGAAUCGGUGGAACGAUUUUUGCCACUUGAACCAAAUGAACGCCUACCCGGUGAAUGA
This is a messenger RNA of Daphnia magna, 986 nucleotides long. RefSeq names its product forkhead box protein D1-like. Lineage: Eukaryota; Metazoa; Arthropoda; Branchiopoda; Diplostraca; Daphniidae. The record is from RefSeq and is a predicted model, not a curated record.